GGCGGCGGGCGGGCGGUCGUGGCUGUGGCUGAGCCUGCGGCCCGGGGAAGUGAAUGGUUUUACCCAGAGGGCCGUGCGCCGCCUGUCUUUCUCCGCUGGCCCGGGCGCUGCUCGGCGCUCCUCCUCCACCUCCUCCUCCUCCUCCCCGGCCAUGGCGUUCACAUUCGCGGCCUUCUGCUACAUGCUGGCGCUGCUGCUCACCGCCGCGCUUAUCUUCUUCGCCAUCUGGCACAUUAUAGCAUUCGAUGAGCUGAAGACUGAUUACAAGAAUCCUAUAGACCAGUGUAAUACCCUGAAUCCUCUCGUAUUGCCCGAGUACCUCAUCCAUGCUUUCUUCUGUGUCAUGUUUCUUUGUGCUGCUGAGUGGCUCACACUGGCUCUCAAUAUGCCCCUCUUGGCAUAUCAUAUCUGGAGGUAUAUGAGUAGACCAGUGAUGAGUGGCCCAGGACUCUAUGAUCCAACAACCAUCAUGAAUGCAGAUAUUUUAGCAUAUUGUCAGAAAGAAGGAUGGUGCAAAUUAGCUUUUUACCUUCUAGCAUUUUUUUACUACCUAUACGGCAUGAUCUAUGUUUUGGUGAGCUCCUAGAACAACACACAGAAGAAUUGGUCCAGUUCCGUGCAUGCAAAAGGCCACGAAAUGAAGGGAUUCUAUCCAGCAAGAUCCUGUUUCCAAGAGUAGCCUAUGAAAUCUGAUCAGUUACUUUAAAAAUGACUCCUUAUUUUUUAAAUGUUUCCACAUUUUUUGCCUGUGGAAAGACUGUUUUCAUAUGUUAUACUUGGGUAAAGAAUUUAAGUGGAAUUAACGUAUAAAUUAAUAUAAAAUGAUUACCUCUGGUGUUGACAGGUUUGAACUUGCACUCCUUAAGGAACAGCUAUAAUUCUUUGAAUGGUUGCAUUAAUAAUUGACUGUCCUUAGUCCCAUUGGAAACUUUUGUUUAUAGAAACUUGUAGGGCUCAUUUUGGUUUAUUGAAAUGCCAUCUAAAUAUAAAUUAGCAGUAGACACCAGGUGCUUCCGAUGAACUGAAACUAUAUAUUUGACCUGUGGGAAACUUGAGGAGUUUCCGCAUCUAUCAUGUAGACGGUUGUAUAUGGAUACAUUUAUAAAAAUAAGAGUGGGAUUUUUUUCUUCUCUUUGACUUGAAUAGUAUUCCUCUAUAUUGCAUGAAUGAGAGUAUUUCCAUCAGAGUAAUAUACUUGCUUCAAUUCUUAAGCAUAAGUGAAUAAGAUAUAAAAACACACUUGCUGAAUUACUUGUGAAGAAUGCAUUUAAAGCUAUUUUAAAUGUGUUUUAAUUUGUAAGACAUUACUUAAAUUGGUUACUAUACUGUUAUACUGUUCUAGUUUGGUGGUAAAGGUAGUCUUAAGAAUUUGCAAGUACUUUAGAUUUUCAAAACUGAAUGAGAGAGAACAUUGUAUAACCAUCCUGCUGUUCCUUUAGUGCAAUACAAUAAAACUCUGAAAUUAAGACUUA
Molecule: messenger RNA, 1472 nt
Organism: Suncus etruscus (white-toothed pygmy shrew)
Lineage: Eukaryota; Metazoa; Chordata; Mammalia; Eulipotyphla; Soricidae
Gene: CNIH1
Product: cornichon family AMPA receptor auxiliary protein 1
Exons: 5
Coding region: 152-586 (144 amino acids)
Biological process (GO): vesicle-mediated transport
Source: RefSeq, a predicted model, not a curated record